This is a messenger RNA of Contarinia nasturtii (swede midge), 1718 nucleotides long. RefSeq names its product probable cytochrome P450 303a1. Lineage: Eukaryota; Metazoa; Arthropoda; Insecta; Diptera; Cecidomyiidae. The record is from RefSeq and is a predicted model, not a curated record. The coding region runs from base 111 to 1619 and encodes 502 amino acids. The transcript is spliced from 3 exons. Gene Ontology annotation, molecular function: iron ion binding; oxidoreductase activity, acting on paired donors, with incorporation or reduction of molecular oxygen; heme binding.
GAAUUUGAUUUGAAGAACCAACAAAUUUUCCAUCUCAUCUAUUAAUUUUCAAUAUUGUGACCAAUUGAAGAGACUUCCGUUAUUCAUUGAACUGUUGUGUUGAGAAUACCAUGUGGUUCUUAUUGCUUGUGAUUGUGGUAUUGAUUUUACUGUAUUUGAGCAAUGUAAAACCAGUAAAUUUUCCACCCGGCCCAAAAUGGUAUCCAAUUAUCGGUAAUAUGUGGGAAAUUUAUAACGAGCGCAUAAAAAAUGGAAUGUUGUGCAAAGCAAUAAUGUGUAUGGCCAAGAAAUAUAGAACAAAUCGUGUUAUUGGUUUAAAAGUGGGAAAAGAUAAAAUUGUAGUAGCCAUAGAAUCGGAUGCUAUUCUUGAAAUGGUUCGUAAUGAAGACUUGGACGGUCGACCGUUCGGACCAUUUUUCACAACACGAACAUGGGGCUUACGCCGUGGAAUUAUUCUUGUCGAUGAACUGUUUUGGCAAGAACAACGACGUUUUAUUAUGCGACAUUUAAAAGAAUUUGGUUUUGCACGUCGUGGAAUGAUUGAAAUAAUUCAAAAUGAAUGUGAACAUUUAUUGAGUGACUUUAAAAUGCUUUUAUUUCGACAAAAUGGAGAUGCGAUGGUAUCAAUGUGUGAUGCAUUCAGUAUUUAUGUGUUGAACACAUUGUGGACAAUGAUGGCCGGAAUUCGUUAUAAUCAAGAAAAUAAAGAAGUGCAACAUUUACAAAGAAUGCUUAAUACAUUGUUCACAAAAGUUGAUAUGGUCGGUGCACCGUUUAGUCAUUUUCCAUUUUUACGAUUUUUGGCACCACAUUUUUCCGGUUACACACAAUUCAAAGACAUUCAUGAAAUGCUGUACAAAUUUUUGGGCAGGGAACUUGAAAAUCACAAGCAACAUUUUAAAAUAGAUAAUGAACCCAAAGAUCUAAUGGAUGUAUAUUUACAAGCGAUUAAUAGCACACAAACUCAUAACGACAGUUUUAGUGAAAAACAAUUAUUGGCCAUUUGCUUGGAUAUGUUUGUCGCUGGAUCAGAUACGACCAAUAAAUCAAUGGGAUUUUUAAUGUUACAUCUCAUACGAAAUCCGGAUAUACAAACUAGAAUGCAAGAGGAAAUUGAUCGAGUCAUUGGACGAAAUCGAUUGCCAACGCUUGAGGAUCGGGCAAAAAUGCCAUUCUGCGAAGCAUCCGUUCUGGAGGGUAUUAGAAUGUUUAUGGGAUACACUUUUGGUGUACCACAUCGUGCAUUACGUGAUACCAAACUUUGUGGCUUCAACAUUCCAAAAGAUACAAUGGUAGUUCCAUGCUUUUAUGGAAUGGCAUUUGAUAAAACAAUUUGGCCUGAUUCUGAUCCAGAAAUGGAUUGCUUUAAAUUUUGUCCAGAUCGAUUUAUUAAGAAUGGCAAAAUUCAUGUUCCGGAGCGACAUAAACCAUUUGGAGCUGGAAAACAUCGUUGCAUUGGCGAGUUAAUGGCACGAGCAAAUAUAUUUCUAUUUACAACAACAUUGUUGCAAAACUUUUGUUUUCAAAUUCCACCUGGAUAUGCAGUACCAACUUCACAACCAGUAGAUGGUGUUACGGCGGGAAUUCAACAAUAUACGGCACGUGUGCUAAAUCGAUAAAGGCAUACUAACUAUAAUGGCCGAGUAUCACUUACGUUGUAUAUUGACAAUGUAUUUGAACGCGACUCGAUUUAAGAAGCGCCAUCUCUGUCACGCCAG